GUCCGUGACCUUCGAGGAUGUGGCCGUGACCUUUUCCCGGGAGGAGUGGGGGCAGCUGGGCCCGACCCAGAGGACCCUGUACCAGGAGGUGAUGCUGGAGACGUGUGGGCUCCUGGCGUCCCUGGAUGCCACAGGGGGGAAGCUGGCCCUGCCUGGUCGUGUCAUGUGUCCCACAGUCCUGGAGCAGGGUCGUGGGCUAUGGGCCGCUCUCGAGACGGAUUCCUGAGGCUUGGGCCACGAUCCUUGCCAGGGCAGGAGUCAGAAGGCACGCAGGAAUGUCCGAGGCACAGGUGGUACCCCAAAAACCCAGUACUUUUACCUGUUCUGUCGGGAUGCUGUUCGUCAAGAGAACGUCUCGGAUCACUGUUUAGGGUUCCGUGCUCCUUCCUUUUGACCAGUUCCUCUCGUCGCUGUGGGCACGGCCUCCAGCUCCCAGCCCUGGGCAGUGUGCAUGAGCUUGCUGGGACUUUAAUGGUGUGUUUUUUUGAUUCAUUGUUGUGUUUUAACAGUAACCUUCCAUUUGUCAGAACUGAAAGUGACUUUUCUCAUUUACCAAAGCAAAACAGGGCCCCCUUUUAGAAUAAAAUUUUAAGAAAAAUGGGGACUUGGGUCAAGGACAAUCCAUCAGUGACGGUGGUUCACGCCGUAUGCUGUGCACACCCAUCAGCCUGAGUUUAGUGGGGAAGGUAGGUGUCCAUUCUUAGAUGAAUUGUGAUGAGUUGUCGAAAGAAAACUAAAGGGGCUUCAGGUUAAAGCCGGUCAUGAGUGCUUCAAAAAAGGCAUCUCAGGGAAGGACGUUGGAGCUGGGAACUCGAAGGCUGUGAGCCAGCGGGGAGGGGGCUUCCAGGUGCAGGAAUCAGCCCCAGGAAAGGCCCUGAGGUGACAGGGCCCGAAGAAUGCCUGUCGCACUCUGCCUGCCUCCGCUCCCUGAGCCCAGUGCUGGUAGGGGGCAGGCACAGCGCGGGGACUGUGACUGACACCUGUCUGAGCAAACCCUCGGCUGUGGAGCAGAACCGGCCAGAGGAGAGGUUGGUAGGCCCUGCUGCCCCCAUCACCGGACUUGUCCCCAGAACCCUCCCGCCUCCGCUGAGACGAAUGCGGCUGCGUGGAAGAGAAAACCGACUGGAACUGGCUUCCUCGAAGGAAAUUCUCCGCCUCACCUCAGAGAGGCCCAAGUGGGGCCGCGGGGCUGGCGGGCGGAGCAGCGCGGGUUCGUCACCAGCCGCGGGAAGGUCCUCUGGGCCAGGCGUCUGCCUGCUCCUCGGGCUGCAGGGGCUGCGGGCUGCCCCGCACUUCGGUGAAGGCUUCCCCCGCAGAGCGCCCAGCCCGCCUCUGCCCCCGCUUCUGGUGAUCAGAGCUGCCACUUCCCUGGUGCUGACCGGCCUCCACCGGGAGUUCUCUGUCCUCAGGGAGACUUCCCGAAUGCCGAGGCCUCACCUUCAAUGCGAGACCUUCUGUUUCUGCCCGUGGAGACUGAAAUCAGGCAUCCCCAGGUGUUCCUGAAGCGCAGGGCGUUUGAAACCAGCCACGUGGAUCAAUUACAGAACUUCCGGGAGGAGGCGCCCCCCCGCCCCGGGGACCCAGGGCCGCGUGUGAGCGUCGUGCACACCCCGUGCGCUCUGGCUCCCACCGAUGACCUUCAGGGGCAGUGGGCAUCCGGUUCCCAAACCUGAGCUGACCCACCUGCUGGAGCGUGGGCAGCAGCUGUGGCCAGUGAGGAGGGACCUCCUCGCCCGAAGCACCUCCCCAGGUGACAGAGCACAACUUGGGACCAGAGACUUGCAGGUUUUGUCUGAGGGAGGCUUGCUGCCCGGGAGCCUGGAGCCAGGAUCUGCAGGGGGCUCCUGUUUGGGGCAGGCUGGGGAUCAGGAAGGGCUUGUGGAGGUGCAGAAGGGGGAGCCGAGGCCUGGGACAGACGUCCGCAAGGAGGCCUCCCCUGGGGAAGUGAGGCCCGAGGACGGCAGCUCAGGGGCAGGUGACUGUCUGUACUCCAGGGUAUCACAGGACAGAGUCUCACAGGGAAGCGACCUCCGGGAAUGUGACCCAGGAGGACAGGGAAAAGGCACCGGGAUUCAUGGCGCGAGCAACGUCUACAAGUGCAGGCAGUGUGGGCGAGGCUUUACCAGGAAGUGGUACCUUGCCCGGCACCAGCGGGUGCACACCGGAAUGAAGCCUUACGCGUGCGAUGUGUGUGGGAAAGCCUUCAGCCAGAGCUCCACGCUCACGCGGCACUGCCUCAUCCACUCGGGGAACAAGCCCUACCGGUGCCCUGAGUGCGGGAAGGCCUUCAGGCGCAGGUCCUACCUGGCCCAGCAUGAGCCAGUUCACACCGGGGAGAAGCCCUAUGCGUGCGGCCAUUGCGGCAAGGCCUUCAGCCACCGCUCCACGUUCAUCCGGCAUAACAGGACCCACAGCGGAGAAAAGCCCUUUGAGUGCGCACAGUGUGGGAAGUCGUUCGGUGACCGAGCGCAUCUGCUGCAGCACUCCGUCACCCACACGGGGGAGAAGCCCUGCGAGUGCAGCCAGUGCGGCAAGGCCUUCCGGUGCAGCUCCGAACUGGCGCAGCACCAGCGCACGCACACCGGGGAGCGGCCCUACACGUGCGGCCAGUGCGGCAAGGCCUUCCACCGGAGCACCUAUCUCACGCAGCAUGCUGUCGUCCACACGGCUGAGGCGCCGCACCAGUGCCCAGCGUGCGGGAAGGCCUUCAAGCGCCGAUCCCACCUCCUUCAGCACCAGCGGGUCCACCCCUGAGCGAGCCGUGAGCGUGGAGGGCCUCGCCUGCUCUUCCCACAGUGAGGGGAGACCUGGUCAGUGCAAGAAAGCUGCAGAGCUUCAUCACUGGCUCUUAGAACACAAAUCAUCCUGUCGGAGAGAAGCUUCUUCCCAGCCCCGGCUUCCCAUCGCAGGGCUCAUCCUGGGACGUGCGGAAGGCGCGUCCCCAGUGGGCCCACCUCAUGCACGUCACAGAGCCUUUGGGGAAGCAACUCAGAGUGCAGCGACUCAGAACAGUCCUCGGCCAGAAGGAAGACCUUACCUGCCACCCAUGUAUCCAUAACGAGGAGGAACUGCAUAAUUGUCACUGCUGAGACCUGUGACAGAUCACCACCUCUGUCACCUAAGGAAUCAUUGUAGUUGGACCAACUCAGGUCUUACUGUACCUGUGAGAAGGUGCGCAAGAGACAGUGACUCCUGCUUCCUGGUGAAAGCCUUCAGCCACAGGGCUCCCGCUUGCUUUACACUCAGAAAGGCACCUCAGCCUUAUUUUCAAGAGAAAAGUGGAGGAGGAGGAAGGGAUGGAGAUAGGACUAUAAAUGGGAAAAAAAAUGCCUGCACAACCUCAGGUUUUCGUGCCACAUGGAUUAUUUUCUAGUGGGGAGAUGUCUGACAGGUAAGUGGCUCUCAGCCCUCUGUUCAUUUGUUUACGUGUUCCCUGAUGUCCUGUGUUGGGGAACUUGGGCAGUGAGGGCAGCCCAAUGAACACUGUUGGAAGCCUUUGUCCCAAACAUGUCCACCCGUAAGGAGCGUAGUCUGUGAGAAAUGUGAGGCGUGACAGGGGAUACGUGGACUUACAGGGAAUCAGAAUACUGAAAAUGACAUCACGUGACACUCACCUUCCAUAGCUAAGGAGAGAAGGCCCACAGGGAGGUAGCCUCAUUGGAGAUGUACUCGCCUUAACACUUAAAUUUUUAUACUCUGUUCACGUGGUUUUAAAUACCCAAUGUUCGUUCUUAAUUCCAUUCUACUUGUUCUAUUUUCCCGUGGCAGUAUGGUGAUCACCUUGUAUGUGCAGGGCCCCCUCAGGUGGGUCCCGCCUCUUUCCUCUGACUGGAGUUUCUCGGGUUCUUUAAUCCUGUGCAGAGGACUCCCCUCAGCAGUUGUCAAGGCAUUGAAUCAUAGUCGAAACCAGGAAAACUACAUGCACAGCUGAAGUAAAUGCAUGAUAAACUACGAAAGACAAAUGUGGAACAGGAUUCACAUUGUCUGAUCUUAUAAAUGGUUGUGUGAAGUUGUGUUACAAAUAAAGAAUCUGUAUAUUUA
Molecule: messenger RNA, 4041 nt
Organism: Manis javanica (Malayan pangolin)
Lineage: Eukaryota; Metazoa; Chordata; Mammalia; Pholidota; Manidae
Source: RefSeq, a predicted model, not a curated record